AUGUCAGCUCCACACCACGAGAAAGACACAGGGAUCGCUUUUGUAGGCAUCGACUGGGCUAAGCCUCCGGGUGGCACAGAAACGGGCAAGGCAGUGCACAUGCUGGACUAUGCGUGCGGGCCCGGGUUCAUGAUAUUCGGACCAUACGUAUCUUCCAUACACGCAGUUGAUGUAUCUCGUACCAUGAUUGAGAAGUACAUCAACAACAUAGACACGUUCGGCCUUAGACGCGAAAAUAUUGCAGGCACGGUCGGCAACUUGCUGUCAGACCCGAUCGAGCCUUCUUCGCUCGACAGCGAAGAGUAUAGCAAUUUCGACCUCAUCACAGUCGGCGCAGCUUUGCACCAUUUUCCCUCUGCAAAGGACGCUCUCCGGCUCUUAGGGCAGAGGCUGAAGCCUGGAGGCGUCCUUCUCAUUCAGGAUCUGUACAGCUACGUUGUAAGCGAAGCUGUGCAAGAGACAGGCAAAGCGAAACAUACGCAACAGAAGGAAAGUGACAUGGCAUCGAUGAUGCGGGAGGCUGGGUUGGUCGGUUUCCGCUUUGAGGUGCUGCAGGGAAACUUCGAGAUUGAGCUACCAAGCGAGGAGGUGGGCCAGAUUCAGUGCUUCAUGGCGAGGGCUGCGAGGCCGCUGAGCUAG
Messenger RNA from Alternaria novae-zelandiae, 639 nucleotides. RefSeq lists its product as uncharacterized. The coding region runs from base 1 to 639 and encodes 212 amino acids. Lineage: Eukaryota; Fungi; Ascomycota; Dothideomycetes; Pleosporales; Pleosporaceae. The record is from RefSeq and is a predicted model, not a curated record. The transcript is spliced from 3 exons.